Molecule: messenger RNA, 415 nt
Organism: Rhipicephalus sanguineus (brown dog tick)
Lineage: Eukaryota; Metazoa; Arthropoda; Arachnida; Ixodida; Ixodidae
Product: cytochrome P450 2B12-like
Exons: 3
Coding region: 1-387 (128 amino acids)
Molecular function (GO): monooxygenase activity; oxidoreductase activity, acting on paired donors, with incorporation or reduction of molecular oxygen; heme binding
Source: RefSeq, a predicted model, not a curated record
AUGGCGCUCCCUCCAAGUUCGCUUGAAGAAGCAGAGUACCUGACUGAAAAGAUUGCUGAGCAUAAGGGUGCACCGUUAGCGAUCCAGGAUUUGCUCGUGCCCAGUACAUCCAAUAAUGUGACAGCACUCGUGUUUGGGACGCGGUAUCCGUUCGAGGAUACCCGAAGAGAGUUCCUGGACGAUCGACUCAAAAAGUUGUCGAGGUUCGUCGGUGCCAGAAGACUGAGCCUUCUUCUGCCUAGGUGGAUGAACCAGCUGGCAGCAAAAAUACCAGUCCUGAAAAAUAACCUCGCUGGACCAAUUCUCGAUGAGCUACUCGCUUUUUUCAGACGCGAAAUACGAGAACAUGAAGCAACUUUGGACGAGCCAGCGAUCGGGACUUCAUGACGCCUACCUGAAGAAAAUAAGAGAGAAU